Molecule: messenger RNA, 4833 nt
Organism: Polyodon spathula (Mississippi paddlefish)
Lineage: Eukaryota; Metazoa; Chordata; Actinopteri; Acipenseriformes; Polyodontidae
Gene: trpm2
Product: transient receptor potential cation channel, subfamily M, member 2
Exons: 32
Coding region: 153-4628 (1491 amino acids)
Biological process (GO): calcium ion transmembrane transport
Cellular component (GO): membrane
Molecular function (GO): ligand-gated calcium channel activity
Source: RefSeq, a predicted model, not a curated record
UAAGUCCAGCUGUACAAUGGGUGGUGGUUUAGCGAUGUUGUUUUCAUGUAACAGGACUCUGUCUGCAGCACUGCUGGAUCACUGCAGAGCACAGCUGUAAAGGGAAUGCCAGUCCAGGAGAAAAGGAGCUGCUUUCUUUUUCCUUUUAAAUAAUGGAGAAAGAUGUUAACGAGCCUAUAUUUUUGCAGAAGCUUGCUAUCAGCAGCACUAAAUCUAAGUCCAUGGCUUAUUCUCCAUCCUUUCAGCAACACUGCAUUAGGUCUUGGAUUAAAGAAAAUAUCAGGAAAAAAGAGUGCAAGUACUAUGUGGAAAACACAGAAGGAGCAUUCAUUGGAAAAGAAAUCUGUAAAUGUGGCUAUAGGAAGGCAUCUCAUUCUGAAGAAGCUGUUAAACAUGAAGAGUUCCUGGGUGAAACGUGGGACCUAAAAAGGCAUGUCAGUGAAGAACCUACUGAUGCAUACGGGGACAUCACCUUCACUGGCUUAGGGCAUAACGUUGGCAAGUUUGUGCGGGUCUCCUCAGACACUAAACCGGACACUCUGUACAAGCUGAUGAGAGACCACUGGGGGCUCAGCGUUCCCAACCUGCUGAUCUCAGUCACUGGAGGAGCCAAGAACUUCCACAUGAAGCCCAGGCUGAAGAACAUGUUUCGCAGAGGGCUCAUCAAGGUGGCCCGCUCCACAGGUGCGUGGAUUGUGACGGGGGGCUCCCAUGCUGGAGUAAUGAAGCACGUCGGAGAGGCUGUUCGAGACUAUACCAUGAGCAGCAGCUCCAAGGAAGGGAAGAUUGUGGCAAUUGGCAUAGCAACCUGGGGGAUUGUACACAACCGUAAAUGUCUGGUCAGCAGUGAGGGGAAGUUUCCUGCCGAGUACACCCUGGAUGAGGAGAGUCAAGGCAGGCUGUCCUGUCUGGAUACAAACCACUCCCACUUCAUCCUGGUAGACAAUGGCACCCACGGAACAUACGGUGUGGAGAUCGCACUGAGGGGCAAGCUGGAGAAAUUCAUCUGUGAACAGACCCUGGGAAGCACAGACAAUGGAAUAAAAAUCCCUGUUGUCUGUGUAGUGCUGGAGGGAGGACCUGGCACAUUAGACACUAUCUACAGUGCCAUGAUGAACGGCACCCCAUGUGUAGUGAUGGAGGGGUCGGGGCGUGUGGCAGAUGUGAUUGCUCAGGUGGCAAACCUGCCUCUCUCUGAGAUCACAAUUUCACACAUCCAGAAACAACUGAAGACAUACUUUGCUGAGGACUUCAAAACCUUUUCUGAUGUCAAAAUCUUGGACUGGACUAAGAAGAUUCAGGACAUAGUGAGAAUGCAGCAGCUUUUGACUGUUUUCCGGCUAGAGAAAGAAGACCAGAAUGAUGUGGAUGUAGCCAUCCUCCAGGCACUUUUGAAAGCUUCUAAAAGCCUUGAUAAUCAAGGUAACGAGAACUGGGAUCACCAGCUCAAGCUGGCUGUAGCCUGGAACAGAGUGGACAUUGCCAAGAGUGAGAUUUUCACAGAUGACAAGCAGUGGAAGUCCAUAGACCUGAGUGAUGUGAUGCUGGCGGCGCUGCUGGGAAACAAGCCUGACUUUGUGAAGCUGUUCCUUGACAAUGGGGUGCCCCUGAAGGAGUUCCUGACUGAGAAGAGGCUGCUGGCGCUCUACAACAACCUUCCGCCCAGCAGCCUGUGCCUUAGUAGGAUCCUGAAGAAGCAGGAGGAGAAGCUCUACGUGAAGAAGCCCAGCUGGAGCAUCCAGUUGUACCAUGUGUCCGAUGUGCUCUGCGACCUGCUGGGUGGCAUCACCAAGCCCCUCUAUCCAAGGCCCAGGGGCAUAUCAACGCAUUCAGUGCCAAUACCACAGAUCAAGAUAAACCUUGGAUCAAAUGACCUGGAGAGUUUUCGGAAUUCAAUCCCCAUUGACGCCAAAGGCUCAAUAGUUGAAGAGGAAGAGCUUGAUCCCACCAGAGACCUCUUCAUUUGGGCAAUUUUAGAUAACAGGAAAGAGAUAGCUGACAUUAUCUGGCAACAGAGCCAGGAUUGCAUUGCCGCAGCCCUGGCAGCCAGCAAGAUCCUGAAGGAACUAGCCAAAGAGGAGGAGGACACAGACCUGUCAGAGGACACAGGAGCUCUUGCAGAGCAAUAUGAGAAACAAGCCAUUGGGGUGUUUACAGAGUGCCAUCGGAGAGAUGAACUUCGUGCCCAAAAACUGCUGACCCGGGAGUCAGGGGCCUGGGGGGACACGACCUGCCUGCGUCUGGCUCUGGAGGCUGACAACAAAAACUUUGUGGCACAAGGAGGAGUCCAGACCCUUCUUACACAGAUCUGGUGGGGAGAGCUGGCGGUGGACACCAGGAUGUGGAAGGUGUUGUUAUGCAUGUUUAUCUUUCCUCUCAUCUACACUGGCCUCAUCACAUUCAGACGGGACGAGGAGAUCAAAAAGAGAAACCCUGAAAGAGACAUUAUGGACAGCAAUGACUCUGUGGCACUGAGCUCCACUGACAAAAAUCUGCAAUCCCGAUCUUGGGGACGCUCUGAGGAGAUCCUGAAGCCACUGACACGUUGCAGCCGCCUCACAGGUUUCUACAGCUCUCCCUCGGUCGUCUUCUACUGGAACGUCCUGUCCUACUUCGGGUUCCUCUGGCUGUUUGCCUAUGUGUUGAUGAUCGAUUUCCAGGUCAAGCCAUCGUGGAAGGAGAUACUGCUCUACAUCUGGCUCUUUACUAUGGUUUGUGAGGAGAUUAGGCAGUUUGUUCAUGAUCCAGAUGGAUUUGGGUUUCGUAGGAAGGCAGUCAAUUACUUCAGUGACCCAUGGAACCAGUUUGAUGUGGUUUCGAUUUGUUUCUUCAUAGCUGGACUAGCAUGCAGGUUGACCACCACUGCUUUCUAUGAGGGUCGGAUCAUUCUUGCCCUUGAUUUUAACAUUUGGUGCCUGCGCCUGAUGGCCAUCUUUACAGUCAACAAAAAUCUUGGACCAAAGAUUAUCAUAGUGAGAAGAAUGAUGAAGGAUAUCUUCUUCUUCCUGUUUUUGCUGGCGGUUUGGGUGGUGGCGUAUGGAGUUGCCAACCAAGCCAUCCUGAUCCACAAUGAGGAGCGCCUGGACUGGAUCUUCCGGGGUGCUGUCUACGAACCAUACCUCACCAUAUUUGGCCAGAUACCGUCAAAAAUUGAUAAUACUGAUUUUGACAUCAGUCAGUGUACUGUAAAUGGCACUGACCCUCUGAAACCAAAGUGCCCAAUUCUCGGUGCCGAUAACCAGCCUGCUUUCCCACAGUGGAUCACCAUCAUUUUGCUCUGCAUUUACCUGCUUUUUGCAAACAUAUUGCUACUCAACCUUCUGAUCGCAAUGUUCAACUACACAUUCCAAGAUGUCCAGGACAAUACAGACAAGAUCUGGAAGUUCCAGCGUUAUGGCCUGAUUGUGGAGUACUACAGCCAGCCCCUAUUCCCGCCCCCUUUGAUCAUCUUUAGUCACCUCCACUUGCUCAUAGAGCACAUCUUCUGCAAACCUAAGACUCGCAAGCAGUUCAAGGAGAAGUUGCCAGGGAAUGAAGAAACUGGGCUGCUUUCAUGGGAGUCUUUCAUGAAAGAAAACUAUCUGACAGACCUGCAUAACGAACUGAAUAAGAGCAGUGAUAACAAGAUACGGGACACUUCAGAAAAAGUUGGCAUGAUAGUGGAUUUUUUGGAAAGAGACAAGGAAAGACAAUGUGGUAUUGUAGAGAAGAGACUGGCCCAUCUCGAAGAACAGGCGUUUCAGUCUGCUAAAGCUUUAAACUGGAUUAUGAAUGCUCUAAAGAAUAAAGGUUAUGGUUAUCAAGACGAAGUGCCACUAAUUUCAUCCAACAGUAAAAGCAUCGAUGCAGCAGACAUGAACUCCACAGAGGAGAGUGAGGAUGGAAAACCUCAGUAUCACCUCAAUGCUCGACAGCUCCUCUAUCCUGCUUCCAGUGUGAAACGCUUCCCAGUUCCGGAUGAGAAAGUACCUUGGGAGGUACAGUUUGAUGCAUACAAUCCUACAGUUUAUAAUUCAGAUAGUGUAUCAACAGUAAACAGUGAGAUUCACAAUGAAUCUUCUGACGUUGCCUCCACAGCGAACUGCAAAAACCCAGUGGGGAGGACUGGUUUGGAAGGAAGGGGCAAGUUAUACUGGCUGGGACCCAAUCGUGCCCUGGACCCAAUCAUUACACGCUGGAAGAGGAGCACGGAUAACUCUGUUUCCAAGACAGGCACAAAGAAAGUUUUGGAAUUCAUUGCCAUCAAGCGCAAAGAAUUUGAGCUUUGGGCCUUUCCAGGGGGAGUGCUUCAGCUGGGUGAGACUUUACCAAAAAGACUGAAGCAGCUGCUAAACACCAAGCUACAGGAAGAGGUCCAGAGCAUGCUGGGGGCCGCCACCAAGGUUUAUGAGGGAUAUGUUGAUGACCCAAGGAACACAGAUAAUGCAUGGGUUGAGACUACUGCAAUCAAUAUACACUUUGAUAAUACCAAGCACUCAGUGCUUGAAUAUUUAAAUACAAUGUGUCUACAAGACUCCAAUACAGACAUAUCUGUCAGAUGGCAGGUAGUGGAUCAAAAGAUCCCUCUGUAUGGAAACCACAAAGACAUUCUGCAGAAAGUUGCUCAAAUCCAUAAUGCGCAUUACUGACGCACAUGACUCACACUGCUGAAAAGUUUGGUCUUAUGAGCUUAAAAAUACCCUUUGUUUAAGUUAAAUGUAACAUGCAGUACGAAAAGGAAUGUCAUUUAAGAGUAAAAUAUACAUAGGAAACAGGUGGUUAUUUUUUCCUUACUUAAUUCCUUACUACAAAACAAUGGAAAAUAUGGUCCAAUAGGAAAUAUAUAAAGAAAUG